Naegleria gruberi is the source of this 1071-nucleotide messenger RNA. RefSeq lists its product as uncharacterized. NCBI's taxonomy places the organism in Eukaryota, Heterolobosea, Eutetramitea, Acrasida, Naegleriidae. The transcript has a single exon. Bases 1 to 1071 code for a protein of 356 amino acids. The record is from RefSeq and is a predicted model, not a curated record.
AUGUCAAUCGAUUCGAGAAAAACUGAAAGUGAUGAAUCAGUGCUGUGUAGUGGUUGGAAUGAACGAAUUCUGCAACGAUUAAUUUGGUGGAAUCAGAAAAUGGAAAGUUUAUGGUUUUCUAUUGGAAUUUAUGGACUUGUUUUAUUGAUUCACAUUGUAGUUUGGUUUCUGGUUGGAAUUGUGGAGGACAAUUUUUAUGCUUCGAAUCGUUUCUUUAUGAAAACUGGAAGUAUUUUCAGUGUGAGUGGAUGUUAUAUCACUAAUUUACCGAGUAUCAUAUUGACGAGUUUAAUGUUUUUCUAUUCUGCUAUUGAUGUGCUGAUUGUGUUGAUUUCGUUAAGAUCUGAUCGAGAUACUUUUUCUAUUAAGGUUGAAACUAUUCUGUUGGCAAUUUUGAGGAGUUUACUCACAAUAGUUUAUUUUGUUUGCUCUCAGGUAUUUGAAACUCAAGUCUUGACUCAUAUCAUUCCUUAUAGUUAUUCAGUCAUGAUUGGAGGAUUUGUGGAAAUAAUUGUUUCAGUUCUAAUUCCUGUAAUUAGGGCAAUUUUAGACGAUUCUGUUGAGGGAGAAAAUCUUUUCGAGAGUGAAAUUGAACUUGUCCUGAAUAAUGAUGAGAUGUGUAAACUCUUAUUGGAAUUUUCAAGGAGAUCCUAUUGUCCAGAAGGUGUUCUAUUCUACAAGGAUGUUCAAUCUUUCAAAAGACAAGUUCAGAGCUAUUACAAUUACAAAGAGGAGAAUGAAUUGCUCAAAACUAAUAUUGUGACCAGACACAGAGAAAGGAUUACCAAUUCAGCAAAGAAAAUUGUUGGAAACUAUCUCAGUGAGGGUGCUCUCAAUGAGUUGAAUGUUCCUUCACUUCCUACAAAGAGAAAUGAUAUUUUGGCAAAAUUGUAUGCCAGUGAAAAGAGUAGUAUUGAUCAUUGUCCACCAAAAAACUUGUUUGAUCAGGUGAUUUGUGAGACACUGUUGACUCUGACAGAGGUGUUCACAAGAUUGAAACAAAAAUCGAAGAAAAUCCAGAAUUUUCUUAAAGAGACUUAUGUGGCUCAAAGUACUAUUUCACAGAUUUGA